Molecule: messenger RNA, 1497 nt
Organism: Rotaria socialis
Lineage: Eukaryota; Metazoa; Rotifera; Eurotatoria; Philodinida; Philodinidae
Source: the annotation of a GenBank genome assembly
AUGCAACGAUCCAAGUCUAUUGAAAGUGUUACAUCAGUAGCAUCGUCGUGUCAAGGUGGUGAAAAAAAAAUUUUGUCAACACACAUGAUUAUUCAACGUGAAAUUGAUGACAAAAUGAUGUUAUUGCCGGUGACAAAUCUGGUUAAUAUUUCAGUAACACGUAUUAAAAUCAACAAUACAGCAACAUUUAAGGUGGAUAAUAACAGUAGAAAACAAUAUCGAGGAAAGAUUAUACAGUUGGGUACCAAGGAAGUAUGCAUGGAACAACUUCAAGUUUUUGAAAUGACUGCUGGUGUUGAUCAACACAAUGAAACUGAUGAUGAAAUUCAUGCAGCAAAUGAGAACGACGGAUACGAUGAAAGAAAAAAAAGUUCUAAAAAACAAGUACCAAUAUCAUUUAAAGUACACGAUCGUAUCAACGCAGGUUCAAAUCCGGGUCUUGAAGUUAGUUCUGAAAAACAAACUACACAUAUCGUACAGAAGACACAUCAUUUAAAGUCGAAACCUUCUCAAAUCGAUGAAGGCCUAAAUGAACCAAGUAGCAACGAAGAUGAAUUAUACCGUAUUAUAACAAAUGAUUCAUCAUAUAAUAAUAUAUCAUCAACAAAAUCUAUUCGUAAAUCGACAACGAACAAGUUAAAAAAAAGCGUAAAAGAUUCUUCAACAAAUGGAUUUCAAAUUGAACAUCAACGUGAGCCACAAAGAGCUUCGAAUAGUCAAAUACUCAUCAAUUCUCAAAUUCAAAAUACCCAUAGCCGUGAAAAGGAUACGGCAGUGCUCGUCAAUUCCAACUCAGAACAAGAACAACAAUUACAUAAUAUAACUAGUAGUGACAUGUUGUGUCAAUUCGACGGUUUAUCCAAAAAAUGUAAUAAGCUGACCAAAGAAAAUGGUGAAUUACAACUUGAAUGUGAUCGUCUGACAAAAGAAAAUCAAAUCAUAAAAAAAUCAACUAUGCCGAUACCAGAUGCUGCAGGACGUCAAUGGUUUAUUAAUAUGGGAAAAUACUUUUCGAAUAAGACAGCUGACACAAACAUUGCGACACAUGCAACGAAUUUGGGCAUAGACGAUCCACGAAAUCUUGUUGCUUGUAUACAAGAUACAACUUCAAAUACAGUGCGACAAGUGGUUCGAUAUUUAUAUUCAUCUGACAAAUUAUUGACUAUGAAAGGAACAGAAGUACCAAAAGAUCGACGAUUAAUGAUUCGACAAUUUGCUGAAUCCCAGAAAGGUCCAAUAUCAAAUCGUGCUUUUAAUGAAGCCAUUAAUGGUGUAUUUCGAUCGAGAAAGUGUGAAUUGAAAGUAAAAAAGAAACAAGAAAAGAAAUCAAUAGCAACAGAACAAAGUAACAACACCGAUAAGCAAGUCAAUUGUCUGGACAAAGGACAAAAAACUUUAUUACAAACGAUGAAUAAGAAUCAACAUUCAAAAUCAAGUGAUUCUGGUUAUGAUAAAGAAAAUCAUAAUGUUGAAGAAAUUCAAGAUGACGAUGAAUGA